Molecule: messenger RNA, 2599 nt
Organism: Panicum virgatum (switchgrass)
Lineage: Eukaryota; Viridiplantae; Streptophyta; Magnoliopsida; Poales; Poaceae
Product: protein STRUBBELIG-RECEPTOR FAMILY 6-like
Exons: 16
Coding region: 254-2428 (724 amino acids)
Biological process (GO): protein phosphorylation
Molecular function (GO): ATP binding; protein kinase activity; protein binding
Source: RefSeq, a predicted model, not a curated record
AAUUGACCUCAUCAUCACACCCGGGUUCUUGUCCCGGCGCUCUGCUGCCAGCUGCCGCCGUGCUAGUUUCCAGUGCACGCGCGCACACGCACAAUUCAUCAGGGUUGAAAAGCGGCGCCACGAUCUGUGAAACAGGGGGAUAAAUCGGUCGGAUUCGGAGGAGCCGAGUAAACAUACGGAGCUCUUCCCUUCCGACUCCUAGCGUUUUCGUUAGGGGGGAAGGGGAGGGGGAGGAGAGCAUUGCUGCGCGGGGAUGGCGCCGAGGAGGAGCGGAGGCGGUGCCGGGACUGUGGGCGUGCCAUGCCUGCUGCUGGUCCUCGGAUGCUGCUGCUGCAGCAGCAUUUGGCCCGGCGGACGGAUCUUCGCUGCUGCGGACACGGACCCCAACGAUCUUGCUGUCCUCAAUACGCUCUUUAAAAGUCUGAAUUCUCCUGGGCAGCUCAAUGGUUGGCAGGCAAAUGGUGGUGAUCCUUGUGGCCAGUCAUGGAAGGGGGUAACUUGCUCAGGAUCAGGGGUCACUAAAAUCAUAUUGCCGAACUUGGGACUCACCGGAAAUUUGGCCUACAACAUGAAUAGCUUGGGUUCAUUGACUGAGCUUGACAUGAGCCAAAACAGCCUUGGCGGUGGAAACCAAAUACAGUACAAUCUUCCCAAUAUGAAGCUUGAAAAACUCAAUCUUGCAGGAAAUCAGUUUGGCGGAAAUUUACCCUACUCGAUUUCAACGAUGAAUAAUCUUAAGUAUUUAAACCUUAACCAUAACCAAUUACAAGGAAAUAUUUCCGAUGUAUUUUCCAGCCUUUAUAGUUUGACAGAACUGGAUCUCUCCUUUAAUUCUCUUACUGGUGAUCUACCACAAAGUUUCACUGGAUUGUCAAGCCUGAAAAAAUUAUAUUUGCAGAACAAUCAAUUUACUGGUUAUAUCAAUGUCCUAGCUAAUCUCCCCCUUGAUACUCUGAAUGUUGCAAGCAACCGUUUCACAGGUUGGAUUCCUAGCCAGCUUAAGAAGAUAAACAGUAUACAGACUGACGGAAAUUCUUGGAGCACAGGACCAGCGCCACCUCCACCUCCAUAUACAGCGCCGCCUCCCCCAAACCGUCAGAACAGUCCAGGGCAGAAUGGUGAUGGUUCUGGUGGAAAAUCUGGAAUAGGUGGUGGAGGUGUAGCAGGAAUUAUCGUAUCAUUGCUGGUUGUUGGAGCAAUUGUUGCAUUCUUUCUAAUAAAAAGAAGAAAACGCAAAGCUGCUAUGGAAGAACACUUUGAACAGCACCAGCCAUUCACUUCCUUCCCCUCGAACGAAGUUAAAGACAUGAAGCCUAUUGAUGAGUCUUCCGCAGUAGACAUAGAGUCUUUGGCUUCACCUGCUUCGAUUAGUUUGAAACCACCCCUGAAGAUAGAACGCCACAAAUCGUUUGGUGAUGAUGAUGAUUUUCCAAACAAACCUGUUGCAAAGAAAAGCAAUAUAGCACCUAUAAAGGCAACUGUUUAUUCAGUUGCGGAUCUACAGAUGGCAACAGAUAGCUUCAACUUGGACAACCUUGUUGGAGAGGGUACUUUUGGACGUGUUUACAGGGCACAGUUCAAUGAUGGAAAGGUUCUGGCCAUCAAGAAAUUAGACAGCACCGUGAUGCCAUUCCAAUCAUCUGAUGACUUUGCUGAACUGGUCUCAAAUAUUUCAAAGUUACACCAUCCGAAUCUGAAUGAGCUUGUGGGCUAUUGUAUGGAACAUGGGCAGCACUUGCUAGUGUAUGAUUUCCACAGGAAUGGAUCCCUUCAUGAUCUACUCCACCUUUCUGACGAGUACAGCAAGCCACUUAGUUGGAACUCUCGUGUCAAGAUCGCGCUUGGCUCUGCUCGUGCACUAGAGUAUCUUCAUGAAAUAUGCUCUCCAUCCAUCAUCCAUAAGAAUUUCAAGUCAUCAAACAUUUUGCUGGACUCGGAAUUCAAUCCACACCUUUCAGAUGCUGGACUUGCAAGCUUUAUUCCUGAUGCUGAAUUCCAGGCAGCAGAACAAAGUGCCGGAUACACUGCCCCAGAGGUGGACAUGACCGGUCAGUACACCCUCAAGAGCGAUGUCUACAGCUUUGGAGUUGUCAUGCUUGAGCUAAUGACUGGACGUAGACCGUUUGAUAGCUCUAGACCCAGAUCAGAGCAGUCACUUGUGCGGUGGGCGACUCCUCAGCUGCAUGACAUCGAUGCAUUGGACAGGAUGGUCGAUCCUGCACUCAAGGGUCUAUACCCAGCCAAAUCUCUAUCCCGAUUUGCUGAUGUGCUCGCGCUGUGUGUCCAGCCCGAACCAGAAUUCAGGCCACCAAUGUCAGAGGUGGUGCAAGCAUUGGUUCGACUUGUGCAGAGGGCCAACAUGACGAAGAGAAUGCUCGAUGGAGAUACUUCUCGGCGAGCAGAUGACCAGGACCCAGAUUUCAUAUGACGGAAGCAAAACCCGAGCCUUUCAGGUUGUAUCUAUUUCAGCAUAUGACGAAACAGAGAAGUUUGUUGGUUCCGCGGGUACAUAAUCACAGGUUUUUCAUGGUGACAAGAGAGUGUAUUCUAUGGUCCAUGGUUGUAUUGUGUCUACAAAACAGUACCUUGAUCGUAGAUU